Molecule: messenger RNA, 819 nt
Organism: Chenopodium quinoa (quinoa)
Lineage: Eukaryota; Viridiplantae; Streptophyta; Magnoliopsida; Caryophyllales; Amaranthaceae
Exons: 2
Coding region: 1-819 (272 amino acids)
Source: RefSeq, a predicted model, not a curated record
AUGGAUUCUUCCAACUUCAGGUCAUGGAAGAAAUCCAUGGAGAUUGCUCUGGCUGGAAAAAGGAAGCUUGGGUUUGUAACAGGGUCACUGAAGAAAGACCACAAUGAUAAGGUCAAAUCUGAGGCAUGGGAAACUUACAGUAGCAUGAUUAUAUCAUGGAUUCUAGGGUCAGUAUCAGACUCAAUCAAACAAUCUGUUAUGUUUGUUAACAACUUAUCUCAGAUCUGGACUAAGCUUGAAAGGAGAUUCUCUCUCACAAAUGGGUCUAGGAAAUACAAACUUAACAAAGAUUUAUAUGAGACCAAGCAACAAGGAAAGAAUAUCAGUGAAUACUAUACCAGAAUGAAAGCAAUAUGGAAAGAACUGGAAUCUAUCCAUGUUCUUUCUGUAAUCACUGACAUCACUUCUGAGGUGAGUGCUUUCUUAACCAAAACAACAUGUUGCUAUCUUGAACAAGAAGAAUCUCAGAGAUCUCUCUUUAACAACACUAAAGAAGAAUAUGAAUCUUUAGUGAUGUUUAGUAAGGGAUCUGGAUCACCUUCAGGGGGAGUUCCUUCAGGGGGAGGACCACCAGGAGGAGGUGGUUUUGGUAGAGGAUCUGCACCAUUCUCAGGAAAUGGCUGCACAACUUGUGGGAAACCAAGUCACAUGGUAGAACAGUGUUGGACACUUGUUGGGUACCCUAGUUGGGAUCCAAAAUACCAGCAGAAACUUGUUUCAGCAUUUCAGAAAGGAAAAGGGAAGAUAGCCUCUAGGAACAACAAGUGGGGAAACAGGAACAAGGGCAACAAAGUUGCAGCAAAUGUGAGCAGCAAUUAG